CACACACCUUCCCCUCAUGUGCCCGGCGAAUGUUGCUUCGGAAGGUCAUCAAUAGCCGAGACGAGUCUAUUCUGCCUGCUUGCCAUAGUAACUGAAUUACCUGCGCGUCGAUACAUCACUGAUAUUUUACAUCUUGGCGAGACAGGUGCUGAAGUACGAGCUUCACCGGGAGACGACUGUCUCGUGUAAGCUACUGAGUUUGGAAAAAAUAGCACAGACAGUAAGGUCGGAAAUAUAUACAGUGCUAUUGUCUUGGCUGCAUUUCUACGUAAAAAUAAUCUACGGAAUGUCCUUCUCUCGCGUCUCACAGCAGUUCUUAUUAUCGCAGAAAUGAAGACGCUGUCCUGUUGGAUCUUCUGAAUGGCCGAACCUGCGCUGCUCGUUCAGAACUGUCGGACUGCUGCCGUGGAUACGGGCCCGCCCAGAGAAACCGCUCUGAUGAACCCUGCCGAAAACAAGAAAAUGGAACCCAGAAUCAACGAAAAGAAGUGCUCCUGGGCGUCCUACAUGACAAACUCCCCGACCGUGAUUGUGAUGAUCGGACUUCCUGCCAGGGGGAAGACCUACAUGUCUAAAAAACUGACUCGAUACCUCAACUGGAUAGGAGUGCCAACCAAAGUGUUUAACCUGGGCGUGUACCGGCGGGAGGCCGUCAAGUCAUACAAGUCCUACGACUUCUUCCGUCACGACAACGCGGAGGCCAUGAAAAUAAGGAAACAGUGUGCCCUGGUCGCUCUACAGGAUGUGAAGUUGUACUUGAAUGAAGAAGGAGGCCAAAUCGCGGUGUUUGAUGCUACAAACACGACAAGGGAGAGAAGAGACCUCAUUCUGGACUUUGCAAAGGAGAACGCCUACAAGGUCUUCUUCGUGGAGUCCGUGUGUGACGACCCAGAAGUCAUUGCAGCCAACAUUCUGGAAGUGAAGGUGUCCAGUCCAGAUUACCCAGAGAGACACAGAGAAAGGGUAAUGGAUGACUUCCUGAAAAGAAUUGAGUGCUAUAAGGUCACAUACCAGCCACUGGAUCCUGAUGAAUAUGAUAAGGACAUGUCCUUCCUCAAACUGAUUAACGUGGGCCAGAGGUUCCUGGUGAACCGCGUGCAGGACUACAUCCAGAGCAAGAUCGUGUACUACCUGAUGAACAUCCACGUGCACUCUCACUCCAUCUACCUGUGUCGCCAUGGCGAGAGCGAGCACAACCUGCAGAGCCGCAUUGGCGGAGACUCUGAGCUGUCGCACCGCGGGAGACAGUUUGCGCAUGCACUCCAGGGUUUUAUAGAGGAGCAGAAGCUGCUGGACCUGAAGGUGUGGACCAGCCAGCUGAGGAGGACCAUUCAGACGGCAGAGGAGCUGGGCGUGCCCUAUGAGCAGUGGAAGAUCCUCAACGAGAUCGACGCUGGUGUUUGCGAGGAGAUGACCUACGAGAUGAUCCAGGACACAUUCCCGGAGGAGUUUGCCUUGCGGGACCAGGACAAGUAUCAUUACCGCUACCCCGGGGGAGAGUCCUACCAGGACCUGGUGCAGCGGCUGGAGCCGGUGAUCAUGGAGCUGGAGAGGCAGGGCAACGUGCUGGUCAUCUGCCACCAGGCUGUCAUGCGCUGCCUGCUCGCCUACUUCCUGGACAAGAGCGCAGAUGACCUGCCGUACCUGAAGUGUCCCCUUCACACUGUCCUCAAGCUCUCACCAGUGGCAUAUGGGUGUAAAGUGGAGAUGUUCUACUUGAACGUGGAGGCAGUGAACACGCAUCGCGAUCGACCAUUGAAUAAACCCCGGGAUGACUCCGCCCCCGUCCUGCUCCGACGCAACAGCUACACCCCCCUGUCCAGCCACGACCAGUUCAAGCGGCCGCGACUCUACAGCGCCGGCAACUGGCUCCCCCGCGCCCCUUCGCCGUCGGACCUGCUGUUCCCCGAGGGCCCAGAGGGGGCGCUGCUGCAGCACAGUCAACCUCAUAUAGGAAGUGGCUGUCUGAAUCCCUGUGUGAAGGAAUCGACUGUGACAGCCCAGAAGAUGCUGCUGACAACGUCUGCUUUUGAAUAGAAGACCAAAACACGCACACGCACAUGAAUACACACAUGCACACACAUACACACAUGCCCUCACACGCACAUGAACAUACCCAUACACACACACACACACUCACACACACACACACAAACGCACACCC
Molecule: messenger RNA, 2164 nt
Organism: Anguilla anguilla (European eel)
Lineage: Eukaryota; Metazoa; Chordata; Actinopteri; Anguilliformes; Anguillidae
Product: 6-phosphofructo-2-kinase/fructose-2,6-bisphosphatase 2-like
Exons: 17
Coding region: 361-2037 (558 amino acids)
Biological process (GO): fructose metabolic process; fructose 2,6-bisphosphate metabolic process
Cellular component (GO): cytosol
Molecular function (GO): fructose-2,6-bisphosphate 2-phosphatase activity; 6-phosphofructo-2-kinase activity; ATP binding
Source: RefSeq, a predicted model, not a curated record